Messenger RNA from Thalassophryne amazonica, 2877 nucleotides. It is a transcript of the gene evi5b, whose product is annotated as ecotropic viral integration site 5b. NCBI's taxonomy places the organism in Eukaryota, Metazoa, Chordata, Actinopteri, Batrachoidiformes, Batrachoididae. The transcript is spliced from 19 exons. The record is from RefSeq and is a predicted model, not a curated record. Bases 78 to 2513 code for a protein of 811 amino acids.
CGACAGAAAAGGUUGCUGAUAAGCUGAGUUCUACUCUCUCAUGGGUGAAGAACUCUGUGUCCUACACGGUCAGUCAGAUGGCUAGCCAAGUGGCCACACCUACAUCCCUGCAGACCACUGUCACCUCCUCAUCCACAUCUCUGUGCUCUCCUGCCCUCUCCCCGCCGUCACCACCACUGCUUAGUCCUGAUGAUGUGGAACUGUUGGCUAAACUUGAGGAGCAGAACAGGCUGCUGGAGACUGAUAGUAAGUCACUUCGAUCCAUGAAUGGAUCAAGACGAAAUAGUGGAUCUUCACUCGUGUCCAGUUCCUCCGCCUCCUCUAACUUCUCUCACCUGGAGGAAGACACAUGGAUUUGCUGGGGUCGAAUUGUCAAUGAGUGGGAGGAUGUGCGUAAGAAAAAGGAGAAACAUCUUAAGGAUCUUGUCAAAAAAGGGAUUCCUCAUCACUUUCGAGCAAUCGUCUGGCAGCUGUUGUGCAAUGCUCAGAAUAUGCCUGUCAAAGAUCAGUACUCAGAACUUCUGAAGAUGACAUCACCCUGCGAGAAGCUGAUUCGGAGAGACAUCGCCCGCACGUAUCCUGAACACGAAUUCUUUAAGGAGAAAGACAGUUUGGGGCAAGAAGUACUCUUCAACGUCAUGAAGGCAUACUCCCUGGUGGACCGUGAAGUCGGCUAUUGUCAAGGAAGUGCAUUCAUUGUGGGACUGCUGCUCAUGCAGAUGCCUGAAGAGGAGGCAUUCUGUGUAUUUGUGAAGUUGAUGCAAGACUACAGACUGCGGGAACUUUUCAAACCCAGUAUGGCUGAGCUUGGACUCUGCAUGUACCAGUUUGAGUUUAUGAUUCAGGAACAACUACCUGAGCUAUACAUGCAUUUCCAGGCUCAGAGCUUUCACACCUCCAUGUAUGCUUCUUCUUGGUUCCUCACCAUCUUCCUCACCACCUUUCCUCUGCCCAUUGCCACUAGGAUCUUUGAUAUCUUCAUGUGUGAGGGUCUAGAGAUUGUUUUUCGUGUUGGACUUGCCAUCCUUCAAAUGAACCAAACUGAACUCAUCCAGCUCGACAUGGAGGGAAUGUUACAGCACUUUCAGAAGGUCAUUCCACGUCAGCUUGACAAUGGACCAGACAAGGUCAUCCAGGCUGCUUAUCAAGUUAAGUACAACACCAAGAAGAUGAAAAAGUUGGAGAAAGAAUAUACCACAAUAAGGACUAAAGAGCUGGAGGAGCAGGUGGAGAUAAAGAGACUGCGAACAGAGAACAGAUUGCUGAAACAGAGGAUCGACACACUGGAGAAAGAAAGUGCUUCCUUGGCUGAUAGAUUGAUCCAGGGACAAGUGACCCGAGCUCAGGAGGCAGAGGAGAACUACCUGGUCAAGCAGGAGCUGGCCACAGUCAAACAGCAAAAUGAGGAGGCCAGUGCUCAGCUUGAGCAGGCCAUGAAAACCAUCAGGCAGCUCCAGCAGCAGCAGCCACACGCGAAAGGAACAUCUCGCUGUUCUGAGGAGUCCGUCCUGCAGCUGGAGAGAGAGCUUGUACAUGCGAGGCUGAAGGAGGCAGAGUCCCAGUGUGCGCUCAAAGAGAUGCAAGACAAGAUCCUGGAAAUGGAAAAGAAGAACACGUUGCUACCAGAUGACACUAAUGUUGUACGUCUCCAACAAGAGCUGAUCGGAAUGAAGGUGAGAGAGUUAGAGGCGGUGACUGGACUCAAAGAAAUGAGACAGCAAGUCAGAGACCUGGAAGACCACUGGCAGCGUCACUUGGCACGCACUGCUGGUCGCUGGAAGGACAGUCCCAAGAAGAACACCCUGAGCGAGCUCCAGGACGAGCUCAUGAGUGUGAGGCUGCGUGAGGCCGAAGCCCAGGCAGAGCUUCGAGAAACACGUCAGAAGAUGCUGGAGCUGGAGACACAGAAUCACAUCCAUAGCAACCAGCUGCGACGGGCAGAACAGGAGAGUCUGUGUCUUCAGGAUCACGUACAGAAACUUACAGCACAGAAUAAAGAUCUACAUGUGCAACUGCAAGAGGUCAAGAGGAAACAAGCUGAAAUUGAAUGCAAGAGUAAAGAAGAGGUUAUGGCAGUGAGACUACGCGAAGCUGACAACAUUGCAGCAAUGGCUGAACUCCAACAACAGAUCUCAGAGCUUGAAAUUCAGAAAGAAGAAGGGAAGGUCCAAGGCCAGCUGAACCACACAGAUUCGAGUCAGUACAUUCGUGAUCUGAAGGAUCAGAUAGCAGAGCUGAAACAUGAGAUUUGCUGCUUGAAGCGGCUGAGAGGUUUGCCCGCUCAGCCCACUUUUGACGGGAUCCACUUUGUGAAUCACUGUGCUGGGGAUGAUGAGUCUUACCACUCGUCAGAUGAUGAUGGAGUUAAGGACCUCACUGUCCCAGACAACCACCAGACGAGCGGCAAUAGUCGUGUCAGACUGCACCCACACAUUGAGGACACAGACAGUGAGGAGGAAGGUGGCGAGGCCCUGCAGCUCUCUGUACCUGCCAGUAAGUCCACCACUGUGUGACGUCCCCCUGCUGGCAGCCACAGACACAGCAGCACCUGCAGAGGACGUGUUGAGCAUCUUAAUGGGCUGAGGCGCCACUUCAUAUCAUGAAAAUCAGUUUAGUUUUGUUUUUUUUUUGUUUUUUUUUUUUUUUUUUUGUGGUGGCUACUUUAUUGGGGUCAAACACACAUCUGACCACUGACAGCUGGUGGAGCAACAUGUGGAAAUGCACCAUGACAUGAAACAGUAUGGACCCCCUAAGGACUUACUUAGGUACAACACAGAGGAGACUGUGCAAUAAAAUGCUUUAUGCUACAUGACACUCUAAAAUGUUUUUAUACUUUGAAGCCAUUUUUUAAAUGUCAAUAAAAAUAUAUUAAUGACA